This is a messenger RNA of Xylona heveae TC161, 1098 nucleotides long. RefSeq lists its product as hypothetical. The transcript has 2 exons. Bases 1 to 1098 code for a protein of 365 amino acids. The record is from RefSeq and is a predicted model, not a curated record. Lineage: Eukaryota; Fungi; Ascomycota; Xylonomycetes; Xylonales; Xylonaceae.
AUGAGGCUUUUCAAAGCUCUGAAGGCGCUUCCCUUGCUAAGUGCAGCACUAACCAGCGCAGGCGAGAUCGAGAGACGGGAUUUCUGUCCAAAUGGCCAAUCUACUGUGCAGGUUCAUGUGUCUAGUCAAAUUAUCGAGUACCCGGUCUAUGUCAGCACCGUGAUUAAUGCUCCUACAAUUAUCAACAUUUGGAAUGGUCCUACGUAUAACAUUUACAAACCUACCACAUUUAUCACCAAUGUUUGGGCAACAUACACCGAGACCAAGACAUAUACCGUAACUACUACUACAUCUGUUCCACAAACCGAAAUCGAAACUUCGAGCGAAACAACUACAACGACAGUAUCCGGCUCUACCCUGACGACAAGCAUUUCGGGAUCAGCCACUACUGUUACACUCUCCGGAUCCACUGUAACCACUACUUCGGUCUCUACCAUUUCAGAGUCGGUCAGCACGACCACCAUCUCAGGCUCCUCUAGUACCCUAACAAGUGCUUCAACUGCGUCUGUUUCAGUCAGCACCUCAACCAUCUCCGGAUCAGUUAGUACCACAACUGUGCCCGGCUCGGUCAGCACCUCGAGCAUCUCCGGAUCAGUUAGUACCACAACUGUGCCCGGCUCGGUCAGCACGUCGACUCUUCCAAGCUCAAUAAGCGUCAGUGUUAGCACAGUCUCUAGCUCAUCGGCCUCCAGCGCCUCGGCCGAAACUUUUAUCCUUGCUAUCGAAACAGCAGUACCCGCAAGACAGGUUCGACGGCGACAGGCGACAGUUAAUACAUACAUUCGAGCGGAUGGGUCCACUACUUCGGACUGCCGCGGUGCCAGCAUUUUUCAGAUCAUUGGUGGACAAUUGUUUUCAAAUGGAGGUUAUAUUUCAACCAAUGCAACGAGCUAUUCCAUAUUCUCAAUUGGCUUGGGUGCACAAUACAGCACAACCUUUUCCGCAACCGCGUCGAAUAUCAUUUGGAGUAAUAUUGCAUUCGCAAACCUCUAUGCAUCCUUUUAUCUCUCGCCAUCUCUUGACGUCUUCGCAUCAUUCCAGGGAAGUGUACCAGAAGAUUUUGUAGCUGGUUCUCUGGUGUAUUUUGAUCGUAAGUAG